Messenger RNA from Vanrija pseudolonga, 1227 nucleotides. RefSeq lists its product as uncharacterized. The transcript has 4 exons. The record is from RefSeq and is a predicted model, not a curated record. Gene Ontology annotation, biological process: negative regulation of transcription by RNA polymerase II. Gene Ontology annotation, cellular component: Sin3-type complex. Lineage: Eukaryota; Fungi; Basidiomycota; Tremellomycetes; Trichosporonales; Trichosporonaceae. Gene Ontology annotation, molecular function: histone deacetylase binding. Bases 51 to 1070 code for a protein of 339 amino acids.
CCUCAUCCCUCACAUCCAGCGACACACACACACACCCACACACCUACAUCAUGUCAAAGUACCCCCCGGCCCAGUCUUCGGCCGCCAUACCAACAAUCCUGCCGCCGCUGCAGUCCGAGUCCAAGCGUGACAGGAAGAGGCGCGAGACUGUCAACAAGAUUGAGCUCCUCCACAAUGGGAGCUGGAACAACCGCGACGAGAAAUUCUCCCAGCAAUACAAGGAGUACCACAAUGAGAACAAGGCUGUCAACACGCAACCGCCAACCUCAUCAAAGUAUCUCCUCCGCCUGUACCCCAAGACCAUUGAGCGCGACGCGUUCUUGACGGCUACCGAGACGCACCACCAGUACAAGGUCAACCAGGCCAAGAAGAUGUACGAGAGCGAGCGCGACCACAUCGAGGGCAUGUACUGGGAGGCUCGUGACCAGGUUCGCCAGCGGUUGCUCAAUUCGAUCGAGGAACGCCGACGCAAGCUGCGCGAGGAGAAGGAGGGCGGAGAUGUUGUGACGGAAUCUCUACUGGAAACUCAGGCGCGCCGGCCACCACGCCGUUCGCCCUUCCGAUCCCGUAUCGAGCCCAAGUCGACGUCGCGAAGUGCGACCCCGGCGCUUCUGCGCUCAAAUGGCGACUCUGGCCACUCUAGUCCGGCCGACGGCAACAAGGGCGACAUUCUUCUCCACGCAAUGCUGGCUCCUGCGCUGGCCCAGAUUUCAACCGACGACAUUCUGACACCCCAGUCGACGUCGUUGGUUGUUGCUGCCCCACCAAACGGCUACACCGCGCUGCAGGGAACUAAGCGUGGUCCCCGCGGCAAGGCUGCCAACGACGACAAGGAUGUCGGUGCGGCUCCCGGUACCAGCGCGGCGCUCGCCAUUGCAAGUGGACAGACGUCGGCGCCGACCAACAACUCGGGCAAGCGUGGUGCCGGUGCUCAGUCGGGCUGGGUUCUCGGCAAGGCGCUCAACGACAUGCGCAAGAUGGAAGAGGCGACGAUGCUUGAGCGUGACAGCGACUGGGCGAGAAUCCAGGGCUCGACACAGGGGAGGGGGAGGAGGGCGAGGGGGGACUGAGCUGCCGUGAGCCCGUGGAGCGAGCCCGCCGCCGAGCGGUGGGAGAGGGCGCAGACAGCGGCGAGGUGGCAGCCGAGGUUGACGCCACCGGGUCGCCGCGAAAUGCGAAACGUUGUAUCAUAAGUACAGGUCAUGUAAGAGACAAUCCGUUACGAGA